Messenger RNA from Paramormyrops kingsleyae, 2339 nucleotides. It is a transcript of the gene cyp2u1, whose product is annotated as cytochrome P450, family 2, subfamily U, polypeptide 1. The record is from RefSeq and is a predicted model, not a curated record. Gene Ontology annotation, biological process: xenobiotic metabolic process. NCBI's taxonomy places the organism in Eukaryota, Metazoa, Chordata, Actinopteri, Osteoglossiformes, Mormyridae. Gene Ontology annotation, cellular component: intracellular membrane-bounded organelle; cytoplasm. Gene Ontology annotation, molecular function: steroid hydroxylase activity; heme binding; iron ion binding.
GCAGUGGCUACUUUGUGACCAAUUCCUUUCCGCGUGCAGGCUUCGCCCCCGUGGAUGUUUAUGAGGCGGGGGGCUGAAUGAUAGGCUUCAGAACCCGGCGAUAACUGUGCAUUCGCCCAGAUAUCUGUUCGCCAUGCAGGGGGAUCCGUGGUGGGAGCAGUCCGGCGUCAGCACGGCGCUUGUGGUCUCGCUUACUUUCUUUGGCGUCUUUUAUGUAAUGCAGAGACGGAAGAGGAUCCGAGAACUUUGCAACAUUCCGCCCGGCCCUGCACCCCUGCCCAUCAUUGGCAACUGUGGCUAUUUCUUGGUGCCCAAAUUUAUCUUAAAGUGGAUAAGAAGGUAUAAGUAUGGAGAUGACGGGUCAAAGAGACGCAUGCAGUCUCCGCAGGUGCUGCUGACGGAGUUGGCCGAGGUUUACGGCGCCGUGUAUAGCGUGUUUAUCGGCAGCCAGUUGGUGGUCAUAUUAACGGGAUAUGACGCCGUCCGGGACGCCCUCACUAACCACGCCGAGGUGUUUUCCGACCGGCCAGAUGUGCCUGUCAUCUCCAUGCUGACAAAGCGGAGAGGCAUCGUGUUCGCCCCCUACGGGCAGGUGUGGAGGCAGCAGCGGAGGUUCUGCCAUGCUGCCCUGCGUAGCUUUGGGCUGGGCAAGCUGAGCCUGGAGCCAUGCAUCCAAGAGGAGGUGCUGUUGGUGAAGCGGGAGCUACUGCAGCUAAGUGUAGAGGUGGGGUGGGGCGCCAUUGACCCUGCCCAUCUCAUCAAUGGCGCCGUAUCCAACGUGAUCUGCUCCCUCAGCUUCGGCCGCCGUUUCCAGCCCCUUGAUGAUGAGUUCCGAGCCAUGCUGGACCUCAUGUCCCGGGGUCUGGAGAUAGUGAUGAACAGUGCAGCCAUAUUGAUCAACGUGUUCCCCUGGCUGUAUUACCUGCCCUUUGGCGUGUUCAAAGAGGUGAGGACGGUGGAGUCACGUAUCACCCGCUUCCUGAAGGCUAUGAUCGCCGAGCACAGGAGCAGCCUGGACCCCAGUGCCCCCCGGGACCUAAUUGACAUGUAUCUGAUAGAGAUGGCCCAGCAGCAGGAGAGAGGGCCCACAGACAGUAGCUUCUCCGAGGAUUAUCUCUUCUACAUCAUUGGGGACCUCUUCAUCGCUGGCACAGACACCACUACCAACACCAUCCUCUGGAUCCUGCUCUACAUGAGUUUGUACCCAGAUGUGCAAGAGAAGGUCCACCAGGAGAUUGACUCAGUGGUGCCGGUGGGUAGGGCACCCUCCCUGACCGACAAGGCCCGCCUCCCAUACACAGAAGCCAGCAUCAUGGAAGUACAGAGGAUGACCGCUGUCGUCCCUUUGGCCAUCCCACAUAUGGCUUCACAGACCACAGAGUUUCGUGGAUACACAAUCCCCAGGGGGACAGUGAUUUUCCCAAACCUGUGGUCUGUCCAUCGAGAUCCGGCCGUGUGGGAAAAGCCAGAUGUCUUCAAUCCCAGCAGAUUCCUGGACAGCAAUGGAGAGGUCCAGAGGAGAGAGCACUUCCUCCCGUUUGGCAUCGGCCGCCGCGUCUGCAUGGGCGAGCAGCUGGCCAAGAUGGAGCUCUUCCUCAUGUUCACCGGCUUGAUGCAGGCCUUCACGUUCCGGCUUCCCGAAGGGGCGGCGCUCCCAGCGAUGGAUGGCCGCUUCGGCCUCACUCUGGCCCCCUUCCCGUACUCACUGCGCGUCACGCCUCGCCACGGCCCCCCGGCCUGAGUUUCCGGCCCAUUCCUGCGAAUCGCAUCAUGAACCAAUACAGGAGUGAAGCGCCUCGGAGGACCUUUCUUUCCUCAGGCUUUUCUGUAACAUGAUUGGACGCUGACUGCUUACUUACCCAAUACAGGCCACAGCUGGCUGUGCUUUAGUGUGCUUUGAUGUUUUAAAAUCAGGCUCUGCUACGGGAGUGAACGCUGAAAAAUGAUUAUAGGAGCAUUUCUAAAAACGUAAGUACAAAGUGGGCACUUUCCUUAAUGCUCCGGCCUCAGGUAAAUGCGAAAAUGUUUUUGAUUCUGAAACUUUCAGGGCUGAUUUUUGAACAAAUUUGGAGUGAAAUUUUGAAUUUUUAAAGUCAAUGGAAGUAGGCACAUUUGCAACAAAAUAUAUAUAUUUUCUAUAUAUAUAUUUUUUAUUUGGUGAUAUGCACUUUUUAUAUACAUAUCUAUAUAUAUAUUAUCAAAUGUAAUAUAUGCUUUAUUAAGAGACAGGUAUUUAUGAUACCGUCAUGUGUGAAUGAAGCGUUCCACACCGCUGCUGUCAUAACAUUUCACAUCAUUCCUCUAUGAAUCUGCAUUAAAUAACUCAUUGGCUCAUCCUC